CGAGGGAGCGGGAGGGACGCGCCGGGCAUGGUGGGCUCGCGCCGCCAGGAAGAAGCGCCACUAUGAGGCGAGGUGGAUGGAGGAAACGAGCUGAAAACGAUGGCUGGGAAAAUUGGGGUGGGUACAUGGCUGCAAAGGUCCAGAAAUUGGAGGAACAGUUCCGGUCAGAUGCUGCUCUGCAGAAGGAUGGAACUUCAACGGCGAUCUUUAGUGGGGUCUCCAUCUACGUCAAUGGCUACACAGAUCCUUCUGCCGAUGAAUUGAGGAAGCUAAUGAUGUUGCAUGGAGGUCAGUACCACGUGUACUAUUCCAGAUCCAAAACAACGCACAUUAUAGCCACAAAUCUUCCAAACACCAAAAUUAAAGAACUGAAAGGGGAAAAAGUAGUUCGACCAGAAUGGAUUGUGGAAAGCAUUAAAGCCGGUCGUCUCCUCCCGUCCAUCCCAUAUCAGCUGUACACCAAGCAGCCCGGUAUCCCGAAAGGCCUCAACUUUAAUACCAUAUGCAAACCCGAGGAUUCCUUGCCAGGGCCAAGCAAUAGAGCCAAACAGCUCAACAAGAGGGUAAAUCACAUCCUCAAGAAGUUCGAGCCGGGAAAUGAGGUGAAAAUCAAUGGACUGAACCGUUGGAACGAGGAAGAUCCAAGCGCCGAUCUUCCGUCCACGGAGUUGGAGCAGGUACUUCCCGGGCAGAAACCAAACGGAGUUCAGCGUCCCAGAGACAGCACUGCCAUUUUCAAUGGACACACUCACAGCUCUAACGGUGCCUUAAAGACGCAGGACUGCUCAGGGCCCUUGGGUCACCGCGUGGCAAGCAGGCUUUCUCCAACCCCGGCGCCGGAGGAGGAGAAGACGACGACGGCGGCAGGCAGCACUGACUUGAGACCCUGCGCCCUGGAGCAGUUGCCUCAGAGCAACAGGAUUUCAGAAAUGGUGUGGAAUCCACACAGGACUAUGAGUAAUUCAUUCCCCUCGUCACCUUUGCACAGCCACCCUAAAAUAAACGGUGCUCAGCACUCCACUCUUCAGGGGCCUUCAAGCACAAAAAGCACUUCUGCCGUCCCGUCUCUUAGCAAGGCAGUUCCCUCCACGCCGCCCAAGCCUGCAGACGGCAACUUUAUUUCAGACUUUUACUCUCGCUCCCGGUUGCAUCACAUAUCAACGUGGAAAUGCGAACUGACUGAAUUUGUCAACACCUUACAGAGGCAAAGUAGCGGUGUUUUUCCGGGAAGGGAAAAGUUAAAAAAGUUGAAGGCAGGCAGGUCUGCAUCUGUAGUAACCAGCACAGGUAAUGUAUCUGUGUUGAGCUCACCCAGGCAUCAGAGCUGUAUAAUGCAUGUUGAUAUGGAUUGCUUCUUUGUCUCAGUGGGAAUUAGAAAUAGACCAGAUCUCAAAGGAAAACCAGUAGCUGUCACCAGCCACAGAGGGGGAGGAAGGGCACCUUUACGUCCCGGCACGAACCCUCAGUUGGAAUGGCAGUUCUAUCAGAAUAAAAUACAGAAAGGCAAAGCAGUAGAUAAAGUUCCCGAUUUACUGGAUUCAUCAGUGUGGGAGAGUCAGGAUUCUGCACUGACAAACGGAAUUGACUUGGAUGGCACUGUUUUGUCGAAGGCUGAAAUUGCAUCUUGUAGCUAUGAAGCCAGGCAAGUCGGCAUAAAGAAUGGAAUGUUUUUUGGGCAAGCAAAAAAGCUGUGUCCAAACCUUCAAGCGGUUCCAUAUGACUUCCAUGCAUACAAGGAAGUUUCACGGACGAUGUAUGAAACCCUAGCAAGCUAUACUCAUAACAUUGAAGCUGUCAGUUGCGAUGAAGCAUUAGUAGAUGUCACUGAAAUCCUUGCAGAAACCAGACUCACUCCCGACGAAUUUGCAGAGGCUCUCCGAACUGAAAUCAAAGACCAAACUAAAUGUGCAGCCUCUGUUGGCAUGGGUUCCAAUAUUCUGCUGGCUAGAAUGGCAACUCGGAAAGCAAAACCAGAUGGACAGUAUCACUUAAAACCAGAGGAGGUGGAUGAUUUUAUCAGAGGUCAGCUAGUUACCAACCUACCAGGAGUUGGUCGGUCAAUGGAAUCCAAGUUGGCAUCUCUGGGAAUUAAAACCUGUGGAGACCUUCAAUAUAUGACCAUGUCCAAGCUCCAGAAAGAAUUUGGCCCCAAGACAGGACAGAUGCUCUAUAGAUUCUGCCGCGGCUUGGAUGAUAGGCCAGUUCGAACAGAAAAGGAAAGAAAAUCUGUUUCAGCUGAGAUCAACUAUGGAAUAAGAUUUACCCAGCCUAAGGAAGCGGAAGCUUUUCUGCUGAGCCUUUCAGAAGAGAUUCAGCGAAGGCUGGAAGCUGCCGGAAUGAAGGGCAGACGACUGACGUUGAAAAUCAUGGUCCGAAAGGCGGGCGCCCCCGUGGAACCCGCGAAAUACGGAGGUCACGGGAUCUGCGACAACAUUGCCAGGACUGUAAUUCUUGAUCAAGCAACAGAUAGUGCCAAAAUAAUUGGUAAAGCAACCCUAAACAUGUUUCACACAAUGAAAUUGAAUAUAUCUGAUAUGCGGGGGGUUGGGAUUCUGGUGAAUCAGUUGGUUCCGAUCAGUAAAAGCUCUCCAGGUGAUGCCACUCACCCAGCAGCACAAUCUGUCCGUUUUCCUGGUGGAGCCCAUUCCGUCCUUGAUCUCUUCCAAGUUCAGAAGGCCAAGAAACCCGCAGAAGAGGAACACAAAGAAGUUUUUGUUGCUGCCAUGGACCUUGAAAUAUCAUCCGCAUCAGGAACUUUCCUGCCAUCUUUCACUACGCAUCUGACGUCCAGUCUCAGUCCGGGUCUGAGCAAAACGGAGCCUGCAGUGAAAUGGAACGGCUUGCAUUCCCCAGUCAGUGUGAAAUCGAGGCUGAAUUUCAGUAUUGAGGUUCCGUCCCCUUCCCAGCUAGACCAGUCUGUCUUCGAAGCCCUCCCCGCUGAUCUCCGAGAACAGAUAGAGCAAAUGCACGCCAUGCAGCAGGGAGAGGCGCCCGUGGAGAAAAAGAAAGAGCCGCUGAACGGUUGUCACGCCGGGACUCUGCCCCAGCCAGUGGGGACGGUUCUCUUACAAAUCCCCGAACUUCAAGAGUCAAGCAGCGAAGCGGGAGUCAGCGUAAUAGCCCUGCCGGCCCUCUCGCAGGUGGACCCUGAGGUGUUCGCCGCGCUUCCCCCCGAGCUUCAGGAGGAGCUGAAAGUGGCCUACGAUCAGAGGCAGAGGCAGUUGGAAAACCCGCCCAACCAGCAGCCAGCCGGCACGUUGGGGUUAAAAAAUCCUUUACUCCAGUUGAAGCAAGCGUCAGUGAAAAACAAGAAAAGAAACCGAAAAGCCAACAGUGCAGUCAGCCCCGUGAAAGUGGCCCAGAGUCCUCUGAAGAACAGGCCACUCAGUAGCCCGGCUAAGUCCGCAGCGAUCCCCUGUGGGAGCCCCCAGAAGUUAAUCGAUGGCUUCUUAAAACAGGACGGCACAACGGCAAGUAAACCACAGCAGAUGGAGCCGGCUGCCUCGACUUCAACUGUUCCGAGCCCCACCGCCUUGCAGCCUAGACCGCCAGCCCCCAAUCUGGCCGGAGCUGUGGAAUUCAACGACGUGAAGACCUUGCUCAAAGAAUGGAUCACCACCAUCUCAGAUCCCAUGGAGGAAGACAUCCUGCAGGUGGUGAAGUACUGUACUGAUCUAAUAGAAGAAAAAGACCUGGAAAAAUUAGAUCUGGUCAUAAAAUACAUGAAAAGGUUGAUGCAACAGUCAGUGGAAUCUGUCUGGACUAUGGCAUUUGACUUCAUUCUUGACAACGUUCAGGUGGUUUUACAACAAACUUACGGAAGCACAUUAAAAGUUAUCUAAGCCUGGAGAAAGGAGCUGGGGUGGG
Tachyglossus aculeatus (Australian echidna) is the source of this 3867-nucleotide messenger RNA. RefSeq names its product REV1 DNA directed polymerase (gene REV1). Bases 63 to 3842 code for a protein of 1259 amino acids. The transcript has 23 exons. NCBI's taxonomy places the organism in Eukaryota, Metazoa, Chordata, Mammalia, Monotremata, Tachyglossidae. Gene Ontology annotation, molecular function: DNA-directed DNA polymerase activity; damaged DNA binding; deoxycytidyl transferase activity. Gene Ontology annotation, biological process: error-prone translesion synthesis; error-free translesion synthesis. The record is from RefSeq and is a predicted model, not a curated record. Gene Ontology annotation, cellular component: nucleus.